CGAGCGUCGGAUAUAUUCAAGCCGUGCGUUUCUUGGGCUUCGCAAAAUCAGUAUCACUACUACGUCUUAUGCGUAUGGUGUAACACAUACGAUGCUCCAUCUAGAACGAAACAUGUUACUGUACAUGCUUUAUUUAUUUUUUCUUGACUCUGUUUCUUCAAAUGUUUUGAGCGAAACAUCGACAUCAAGAAUGAUUCGAAGAUUGGAUAGACUUGAAGACGAUGUAUUUAAGAUUCGAGAUGAUCUGCACGAUUUACGAAAGGAUCUAAAAGAAGAAAGAGAAUUAUUAAGAGGGGACAUUUCUACGCUUUUUAACAUGUUAACGGAAUCAUCGGGGCAGGUUGAUAGAAACCAAAUCGAAGAAGUUUCGAAGGCACAGCAAGGGUCAUGUAAUUGUGAAGCUACGUUGAGUCAAUUUGAAAAUGUAAUUAAUGCCUUUAACAGAGAAAAAUCGGAGAACAUACGGCUUCGAAAGGAAUUUAACGAAAUGAGAAAACAACAUGACGACUUUUAUUUAAGAUUUAACAAUGCGGAAAGGAAAAUACGUUCAGAAAUAGACACCGUUAAAAAUGAGACAAUAGCAGGCUUCAGCGCUACACAGAAACAAGUGCACGAUAUUCAAAAAGACUAUCAAUCAGAGAACAUAACCCUUCGAAAAACAUUCAACGAAAUGAAAAAACAACAUGACGACUUUGAUUCAAGAUUAAAAAGUGCGGAAAGGAAAUUACGUUCGGACAUACACAAAAACGAAAAUGAAACAAAAGCGGACAUUACUGCAACACAGAAACUACUUCACACUAUCCAGAGUGACACGCGUGCUUACUGUGACGACCGGUUUAUUCAUUUAAAUGAAUCAUUAAAGAAUCGUUCAUUAAAUACAUUACAAGAACUAUUUCGGAUAACAUCAGAUAUUGCAAUUCUUAAAACCUCGAAUGAAAUCUUGAAGAACGUUAGUGAUGAUAUCAUUCGGCGUCAAAACAAAUACCCUAAUUCUUGUGACGGUGUGGCGGUGAGUGGUGAAUACAUAAUAAAUCCAUAUGGUAUGAAGGUUUAUUGUGAUGUGGACUUCAAUAACAAGGGGUGGAUGGUUAUUCAGAGAAGAAUGGACGGGUCUGUGAAUUUCAACCGCACUUGGUCCGAUUACAAAGCUGGAUUCGGUGAAUUGAGAGGCGAGGUCUGGUUUGGCAAUGAGAAAAUCUACCAGCUGACUAAAGACAACCCGAGAGAGCUGAUGAUUGAAAUGGAGACGUUCAAUGGAACUAAGCGAUAUGCGCUGUAUUCUAAGUUCUAUGUUUCAUCUGAAUCUAAGAAGUAUCAGCUGUAUGCGGCCGGAUACACCGGUGACGCAGGAGACGGUUUAGCUACGACUGAUUCUAGAGCUUCAAGUUUUGUUCACACCGGUCAGUCUUUUUCAACUUUCGAUGCCGAUAAUGACCUGAAUUCAAAUUUUUGUUGUGCAUGCACGUGGGGAGGAGGUUGGUGGUAUCAAAGUUGUUACACCGUACAUCUAAACGGCAAAUACUUCAAAGAACAUGAGACAGUUCCUACAUGGGAAGGAAUUAAUUGGUUCUAUUUCACAGGAUCCAACACAUCUUUGAAAUUUGUGCAAAUGAAAAUACACUAAAAAAACAGUUAUGCUUAACCUGAUACAGAGGUCAUUAAGUAGCAAAAUACACUUGUCAUUCGGGUUUCGUCUUGGCAAAUGAUGUUACUUUAAUUUAAAAUAAAAAGAUGUACACAAUGUUUACAACUUAAAUUCAAUGUGAUGUUUAAAAUCGACCUAGUUUAUUUGACUACAUUUUACAAAUGUUUACAGAAUAUAACCUAGAAUGAAGCUAUGAUGAGGUUAGUCGUUUUUGGUUGCCAUGUACAAGUGCAUCACGUUUUCUGUAGUAUUCUUAGUAAUAACAUUAUUAAGUUUUUAGAGCACAAAGACAGACUGACAGGCGUAAAAAACGCAAAUCAUCCGUCCCCUUCGAUGAAAAAUCGCCUUAUGCGGCCGGAUACUCCGGUGACGCAGGUGACGGUUUUAAUACCUCUUACCCUGGUGAUUCAAAUAACAAAUAUCACACCGGUCAGUCUUUUUCAACUUUAGAUGCCGAUAAUGACCUGACUUCAAGUUGUUGUGCAUGCCUGUGGAGAGGAGGUUGGUGGUAUCAAGAUUGUUUCACCGUAAAUCAUAACGGCAAAUACUUUAAAGAAAGUGAGACAGUUCCUGGCUGGAGAGGAAUAAAUUGGUUCUUAUUCACGGGGUCUAUAACAUCUUUGAAAUUUGUGCAAAUGAAAGUACAUUACAAAAUUACAUUAUCUGAUAAAGAGGAAUGAGGUAAAAAGUACACUUAUCAUUCGUGGUUUGCCUACGCAAAUGAUGUUACUAAACGUUUAAAUUAAAAUGUAUUUACACAGUGUUUACAACUUUAAUUUGCUGUGCUGUUUAAAUCUAGUUUAUUUUAAAUUACUAGAUUUUACAAACGUGUACAGAAUAUUACCUAGAAUUUAACCUACGAUAAACAAAAUCGUCCUAAUCGAUUUGUUUGCCAUGCAUAAGUGCAUCAUGCUUCGUCAAUUGUCAUCUGUAGUGCUCUCAGUUAUCACAUGAUUUAUUUUUAAUAAUAUAUGCGCAAAGACAUAAGGACAUGCGGACAAUACGAAACUACAUUUCCCUUCGAUUAAACAUCGAUAGGUGACAAAACACACAAUUUGCGAAAUCAAGACAUUUAUCGAAGUGCACUCAGUUGUUGCAAUAUGUUCCAUUUGUAAUAAUGUAUUAAUGUGUUGAUUUCUUGUGCUGUAAAAACAUUAUCGAUAUCAAUACCGUUAAAAUGUUUUAGCGUUAAUGUUGAUUUUAUUUCGUAUAAACCUAAUAAAUCUUAUGUAUGGAACUUUGACAACACAUAUAUCGGUAAUAAUAAACUUGCUCAGUAGGUCACCUGUAUUGAGAAUACAUCUCUGUAUGCCAUCAUUAGCAAAUUAGCAAAAUGAGAAAGUGUGACUAUAUAAUUUGUGCAGCAUGGAUGAUACACGCAUAGACUGUGGUAAAUACUUUAAAAGACUAUAUUUCGGCAAUUCAUUCCGUGUAAUAAAACGGAGUAUCUCUGGAAAUUAUUUAAAACAAAGUGGUGUGCCAAACUCUUGUAAAAAUAAAACAAUAAAAAAUUAGUUACGGACACGGUGUUGUACACGAAUCCUAGCAAUAAUAUGACCACUAACCAGCUUAAAUAAAUACUAAAAAACUAACCAGCUGACUAACGACGUCAUGUUGACUUGCCCAGUAUGUUUAUGUUUUUAGUAAAUUAAACGUGCCUUACGUAUGAUUUGUAUAAAAUGAGUUUUUAUAUGUAUAUAUGUAGAUAAUAAA
Molecule: messenger RNA, 3358 nt
Organism: Dreissena polymorpha
Lineage: Eukaryota; Metazoa; Mollusca; Bivalvia; Myida; Dreissenidae
Product: fibroleukin-like
Exons: 1
Coding region: 92-1624 (510 amino acids)
Source: RefSeq, a predicted model, not a curated record